Molecule: messenger RNA, 1027 nt
Organism: Dipodomys spectabilis (banner-tailed kangaroo rat)
Lineage: Eukaryota; Metazoa; Chordata; Mammalia; Rodentia; Heteromyidae
Gene: Sdhb
Product: succinate dehydrogenase complex iron sulfur subunit B
Exons: 8
Coding region: 49-891 (280 amino acids)
Biological process (GO): aerobic respiration; respiratory electron transport chain; tricarboxylic acid cycle
Cellular component (GO): mitochondrial membrane
Molecular function (GO): 2 iron, 2 sulfur cluster binding; electron transfer activity
Source: RefSeq, a predicted model, not a curated record
GGAGAAUGACCUCAAGGUUGAGGGGUGGGGCUGACGUCACGGGCCAAGAUGGCGGCGGCGGUGGUCGCGGUCUCCUUGAGGCGCUGGUUCCCGGUUUCCGCCCGCGGCGGAGCCUGCCUGCAGGCCUGCCGUGGGAUCCAGACAGCUGCAGCGACAGCUCCUCGUAUCAAGAAAUUUGCUAUUUAUCGGUGGGAUCCAGACAAAACUGGAGAUAAACCUCGCAUGCAGACAUUUGAAGUUGAUUUGAAUAAGUGUGGUCCCAUGGUAUUGGAUGCUUUAAUCAAGAUUAAGAAUGAAAUCGAUUCCACCUUGACCUUCCGAAGAUCAUGCAGAGAAGGAAUCUGUGGCUCUUGUGCAAUGAACAUCAACGGAAACAACACUCUAGCAUGUACCCGGAGGAUCGACUCCAACAUCAACAAAGUGUCCAAAAUCUACCCUCUUCCACAUAUGUAUGUGAUAAAAGAUCUCGUGCCUGAUAUGAACAACUUCUACGCACAGUACAAGUCCAUCGAUCCCUAUUUGAAGAAGAAGGACACAUCCCAGGAAGGCCAGCAGUAUCUGCAGUCCAUAGAAGACCGGGAGAAGCUGGACGGGCUGUAUGAGUGCAUCCUCUGUGCCUGCUGUAGCACCAGCUGCCCCAGCUACUGGUGGAAUGGGGACAAGUACUUGGGGCCUGCAGUCCUUAUGCAGGCCUACCGCUGGAUGAUCGACUCCAGAGACGACUUCACCGAGGAGCGUCUGGCCAAGCUGCAGGACCCCUUCUCUCUGUACCGGUGCCACACCAUCAUGAACUGCACACUGACCUGUCCCAAGGGGCUGAAUCCAGGGAAAGCAAUUGCAGAAAUCAAGAAAAUGAUGGCCAUCUAUAAGGAGAAGAAAGCUGCUGCUUAGCUCCUGCCCACGGCAGGUGACCAGCUCAAAGCUGAAUGUAAUUUGCAUCUAACUUGAAUUCCUCCAGAGGAUUUGAUUUUCCAUGAAUGCAGCCAGUGUGACAAAAAUGUUAAGAAAUAAAUGUUACUAUACUUUA